Messenger RNA from Arabidopsis arenosa, 1659 nucleotides. Lineage: Eukaryota; Viridiplantae; Streptophyta; Magnoliopsida; Brassicales; Brassicaceae. The record is from the annotation of a GenBank genome assembly.
CAAAGAAGAGGAAGAAGAAGAAGAAGCUCCAAGAAUCUGUCGCAGAAAUCGCCAUGGCAGUCACAGCAUUUAACCCAUUGAAACUUGCAUCGUCGUCUCUAGAUCCGAUUCCUUCAAUCUCUUCUUCUUCUUCUUCUUCUUCUUCUUAUUCAUUCUCUUUGAUAUCUGUCGGAUCUUCUUUCAAGAGAUGUCUAAAGCAGUCAUGUUCUGUUCGAGCCAUGUCUUCUUCUUCUUCUUCGGCUGCUUCUUCUUCUUCCUUCGGAUCGAGAAUGGAAGAGAGCGUGAGGAAAACAGUGACUGAGAACACUGUCGUUGUUUACUCCAAAACUUGGUGCUCAUACUGUACUGAAGUGAAGACAUUGUUCAAGAGACUUGGGGUUCAGCCACUGGUUAUUGAAUUGGAUCAACUUGGUCCACAAGGGCCACAACUGCAGAAGGUACUGGAAAGACUUACUGGGCAACACACUGUUCCUAAUGUUUUUGUCGGAGGCAAGCACAUUGGUGGCUGCACAGAUACAGUGAAGCUUAACAGGAAAGGAGAUCUGGAAGUGAUGUUAGCUGAAGCCAACGGUAAAACUGGGGAAGUUGCAGAGAAUCUAGCGAGACCAAUGGCUACUCUGGUCUCGUCUCAAACUUACAUCUACCAUUGUCAUAUUAGUAAACAAGCUCUUUAUCAGGCAAAAGAAUCAUACUCUCCUCGUAGAUUUUCUCGUCAUAAUCACAGAGAAAGGCUUGAUUUUUCUCCUAGAUUGACAAUAACUAGAAAGCACCAACCUUUGUCUUUCAACACCGUGUGUUUUGCUGCAGACGAGCCCUCCGAAAUCAGUGCUGAUGCUAGAAUCCGUAGUGAGGUUCUGUCUCCCUUCAGAUCAGUCCGUAUGUUCUUCUACCUCGCCUUCAUAGCUAGCGGUUCACUAGGGGGACUAAUAGCCACUUCCAGGCUCAUCGGUGCCCUGGCGAAUCCGGCUAGAUCAGGGGAAGUUCUUGAGAUCGUUAAGGGUUUGGGAAUUGACAUUGGUGCUGCUUCUCUCUUUGCGUUCCUCUACUUCAACGAAAACAAGACCAAGAACGCGCAAAUGGCUAGGCUCUCGAGGGAAGAGAAUCUUGCCAAACUCAAAAUGAGGGUCGAAGAGAACAAUAAGGUUAUCUCGGUAGGUGAUCUGAGAGGCAUUGCUAGGCUUGUGAUCUGCGCUGGUCCUGCGGAGUUUAUUGAAGAAGCGUUUAAUAGAAGUAAAGAGUUUACACAAGGGCUUGUGGAGAGAGGUGUGGUUGUUGUGGCUUAUGCUACGGAUGGGAAUUCGCCGGUUUUGGAGUUUGAUGAGACUGACAUUGUGGAUGAAGAAAUGAGCCAGAGAAGGAAGAGAUUGUGGCGGGUGACUCCGGUUUUUGUCCCGGAAUGGGAAAAGUGGUUAAAUGAGCAGAAGAAGCUUGCCAAUGUUUCUUCAGACUCUCCAGUGUAUUUGUCACUGCGUUUGGACGGGCGUGUAAGGGCAAGUGGAGUGGGUUAUCCUCCAUGGCAAGCCUUUGUAGCACAACUUCCACCGGUUAAGGGAAUCUGGACCGGUCUUCUUGACGGUAUGGAUGGUAGAGUGUAAAUACUCUAAUACUUUAGGGACAAAAUGACAUGUUUCUAGUCUCAUAUAAAAUUUAUCAAAUGUA